Molecule: messenger RNA, 2186 nt
Organism: Zeugodacus cucurbitae (melon fly)
Lineage: Eukaryota; Metazoa; Arthropoda; Insecta; Diptera; Tephritidae
Gene: scro
Product: homeobox protein Nkx-2.4
Exons: 7
Coding region: 666-1949 (427 amino acids)
Biological process (GO): cell differentiation; regulation of transcription by RNA polymerase II
Cellular component (GO): nucleus
Molecular function (GO): DNA-binding transcription factor activity, RNA polymerase II-specific; RNA polymerase II cis-regulatory region sequence-specific DNA binding
Source: RefSeq, a predicted model, not a curated record
GAGAAGUACUCGUCAGUGUUGUUCAGACCUCUUGUUUCAUUUGACGGAUUCGUGUCGAGUGGAUAUUCAUAAUAAAUUCACUGAUGUGGGUUCUUCUUCUAUGUGCCUAAUCCGAGUUUUUUCUGUACUGUUUUUUGUAUUAUCAACCAAUUCACGACUUUAAUUAUGAUAGUGUCUUUAUAAGAAUAUUUUAAUAGGUGUAAAAACAAUUUAAUUAUAUUAGACACAGUGUAUUGUUAUAUCAGAUAAAUGAAACAUUGAUUAAUAGAUAUAUGGUAUCCGAUUACUAUUGUCGAGCGGAUAUUCCAUUUUUGAGAAUACAAUUAAUUAAUUUACUGUUACUCAAUAACUAGUGAUAUGAGAGAGUGAAAAUGUAUUUACUUUGCGAUUUUAUUAUAUAUUUUAUUCAAAGUUAUGUAAAACUGUGUAAAAAAUUUGUGGAUACAUAAAUCUGUGUAAAAGUAUAACAUUUCGUAAUGGACAUUCCGGAAUCUGAAACAUAAGAAAACGCCUUAACUACAAAAUAUAAAAAAGUACGUACAUAUACGUAUGUAUAUCACGCAUGGAAACAUCGUUAAUAGCGUCAGACAGAAUUAAUUGCAGGACAACCGACAUCAAAGUACAUUCCCAACGUGCCAAAAGAAAUUAAUGGCGCCUAGUUGGUUAUGAACUCAUCUCCAAAAAUAUUAUCUUCAGGGGAAAUAUCCCAUCAAAAUGAGCUGGAACAACAUUUAUUAAAACAUACCAUUUCUUCGGGACAUUCCCCGCACCCUAAUUCGGCAGCCACAACUACUUUGAUCCACCAACACAAUUUUUCUAAUAUUCAUCAUAUGCAAAGUUUGACAAAUCAACAACCUAACGCCAUAUUUAACAGCACACAUUCCACGCCAUUCAGUGUAACAGAUAUUUUAAGUCCGAUUGAGGAGUCGUAUCGGAAACUCGAACUAAAUUGCAGUCCACCAUCACCCUUUAGAACAAAUUCAAGCGGAAGUAGUAUCACUUCACCUAAUACAUUGGGUUCCACAACCAUGGCUAAUCCCUACGCGAUGGGCUCACUAUAUCACAGUCCAGGUGUCCAAAGUUAUUGCGGACCAGCAGAUAAUCUUUCAUUGGCAGGACAUUAUUCAGAUAUGAGAAAUUCGGCAUCUUGGUAUGGAUCUACGACAAAUGAUCCCAGAUUUGCAAUUACCAGAUUAAUGGGUGGGUCAGCUACUACCUCCAUGGGACAUAUGGCCAAUAUGGGAAGCCUUGCUACUUGUAGUGUUACUGAUUCGAAACCAUUGCAAUUUCCCUUGACGCAGAGACGGAAACGGAGGGUAUUAUUUACCCAGGCUCAGGUAUAUGAAUUAGAGAGGCGAUUUAAGCAGCAAAGGUACCUGUCCGCACCAGAAAGAGAGCAUUUAGCCAGCCUCAUACACUUGACGCCAACUCAGGUUAAAAUAUGGUUUCAAAAUCACAGAUAUAAAUGCAAGCGGCAAGCAAAAGAAAAGGCGAUGGCAGAACAGAGCCAACAAAAUCAGACUUCUAGUUCACCUAGACGUGUAGCGGUACCCGUUCUCGUAAAAGAUGGUAAGCCAUGCUCAGGCAGUAGCAGCACACCACUAUCUCAACAAGCUGGUACGGCUAGUAAUACAAGUAAUACCAGUAAUAACAACAAUAAUGUAAAUGAUAAUAUCGGUACCACGGAAGCAAAUAACAGCAUCACAGGUGGCUUAAAUCUUAUAACGGGCGAAACAACUAACUCCCAUUCUCCAGAUACAUCAAACUCCCUUAUUGCUAGCUAUAAUGGAACGAUUGGAAGCCAUAACCAAAUACAACAGCAAUCAUGCAAUAAUUCUUUAAUGUCCAACAGUUUAGCCAUGGCAUAUCGCAAUCAAAAUAAUUUUAUUUCGAACGGACAUCAGCAACAGUGCGCGGGUUAUUUACCUCUACAAGGUAGAGCGUGGUAGAAAAAAAUUAAUGAAUAACUCGCGAAGAAGAGUGGAAAAUAAAUGAAAAUUCACCAGAAAACCCCGCAUACACCAGAAGAAGAUGUCAACCAAAUUCGUGCGAAUGUAAAUUUUAAUGCAGUCGUAUUUAACACUGAUAAAUUAAUGAUUUUUCUACAUGUUAUGCUACUAGCUUAUAAAUGAAAAUAAACAACAGUUUUAUGCAUUUAUAGUAUCUGCCUCUAUAAAGCAAAUUCA